This is a messenger RNA of Vespula vulgaris, 4675 nucleotides long. RefSeq names its product WD repeat, SAM and U-box domain-containing protein 1-like. The record is from RefSeq and is a predicted model, not a curated record. Gene Ontology annotation, biological process: protein ubiquitination. Lineage: Eukaryota; Metazoa; Arthropoda; Insecta; Hymenoptera; Vespidae. The transcript has 18 exons. Gene Ontology annotation, molecular function: protein binding; ubiquitin-protein transferase activity. The coding region runs from base 266 to 2974 and encodes 902 amino acids.
AACGUUAUAACUUCAUUGUGACAGGUGCCCUCUUCGGGGUAUCCUGUUUUUUUUGAGUGUUCAUCGUCCGGAUAAAUUUUUUGGUUGGUUCCAAUAAAUUCUAGAAUACUAUCAUCGUCUAGAAAGCAAUGUAAAAUCCGAUUUGUAACGAUGGACAUCAUAAAAGUUCAUUGAUCGAGCAACGAAUUAUUUCUCUCUUUCUCUCUCUAGUGUCUGCAACAUGUGCCUUUUCUAUCUGUAAGAAUCCCGUCUCGAAUUAAUAAAGAUGACUGCCAUGAUCGAGGACGUACAAGCUCUACAAACUCUAACGAUUCAUACCAGCGACGUAAAUAGCGUCGAUUUUGCUGGCGAUUGUAUCCUGGUAACUGGAUCGGGGGAUAAACGUGUAAGAGUUUGGGAAUGGCAGAAUGGUACGGGCUACGUCGAAGCUUUCUUUUCACCACUUUUAGGUCACAAAUAUGGGGUAACUUCGGUCAAAGUUAGCCCACAAUCGACCAUGCUAGCUUCUUCUAGUAUAGACGGUACUACGUUGCUAUGGAAUUUAAGGACGGGAACGAAGAUACACACGAUGGUACAAGUUAGCGGAGAAUCUAUAAGAACCUGCAGAUUUUCACAGGAUUCAACAUUGCUAGUUACAGCCGGAGAUAACGGACAGAUUUGUCUUUGGGAUUUGAUUCAUCGUACUUUGAUCAGAUCAUUUCAGAAACACGAAAGUGCCGUGCAAGGAGUAUGUUUUACACCUGACUCAAACUGGUUGCUCACAACGUGCACGUUUGGCGUUAUGAACCUAUUCUCCACUGCCGAAAUGAUCGAUUCUAACAUGUCUAAUAGUCAAUCAGUAACCGUGUUUGCUUCGGUAGACGAUGCACAUGAUCUUGGUGUAGUGUCGUGUGAUUUUUCAAUCUCGCAAGAAGUAACAGCUAGUGAGUCAUUUACCAAAGUUUAUCAAUUGGUUACUUGCGGCAAUGAUCACAAUGUAAAACUUUGGGAAGUUAUUGUGAUUCAAGAAAAAGUCGAAACCCAGCCAAAUUCUGCCACUAUAAAUCUUUACAGGGUAAUGGAAAAGCACAGCAGUGCCUUAACUUGCGUAAGAUUUAGCUCCAACGGAUUAUACAUUGCUAGUAGUGGUCUUGAUAAAACAGCAAUAAUUUGGGAAACGAGUACAGGAAAAAUAUGUAACGUCUUAGCGAGACACAACAGAUACGUCGCGUGUUGCGCUUUCUCGAGAGAUGGAAAUCUUCUGGCAACUGGUUCUAACGAUAAGUCGGUUAUUGUGUGGGAUCUAACAGGACACCUAACUAUCGAUUCUGAACUUAUACGACAUGGUGCUCCUAAGUUAUUAUUAAAUGAACGCGGAAAGAAUGCUAUGCACGAGCAUGAUGUAUUACAAAACGCGGAAUCGUCUAGAAACGAAGUGAAGUUAAUUCAGAGGAUGGACGAUCAUGGUGGAGCGGUCAAUGGUGUUGCUUUUUAUGGGAAUGAUUUGAUAGCUUCUGGUUCAGGAGAUAAAUUGGUACGUAUAUGGGCUAUUGAAAAAACUGAGGAAGACGAGGAAGAUAUAAAAUUCCAAGAGAAAUCUUACAGUCCUUUGGACGGCCAUAAGUAUAGCGUGAAUCACGUUGAAUUUAGUCCUUGCGGUACGAUGCUUGCCUCGUGUUCAUUGGAUGGUACCACAAUAGUUUGGAAUACCGAAAACGGUGGACAUGCAAGAGGAUCGUUCGUUAAUUCUGGUUCAGGACUUCGCGUAUGUCGUUGGUCUCCAGAUGGUACCAAAAUAGCAACUGCUGGAGACGAUGAAAAAACGACAUUAUGGGACAUGGAUAAUAUGGAACACUUACAAAUUUUCGAAGGACAUGCUGAUGCGAUUACAUCUAUAGCGUUUACCCACGACUCGCGUUAUUUGGUAACAGCUUGUAACGAGGGUACAUGGAGAUUGUUCGAUAUUCUUAACGAAAAAACAGAAUUAGCUUUAUUGGUUUGCGACGAAGCACAUGACUUGGGUGUACAAGGAUGCGACUUUAGUCCAACUGGUUCUAUAGGAGCUACAAGAGGUGACUCCAAUUUAAAUAACGACAAACAGACAUACCUAUUAGCGACAUGUGGAAACGAUUCUCUCGUUAAAUUAUGGCAAUUAACCAUUUUUAAUGAGGAAGAUGAUUCCGCAAAUGGUAUUGGAAAGAGCGACUGUAAUAUUAGCUUCAAAGAAAAAAGAACGUUGGCCGGCCAUGGUGGUAACGUCAUGGACGUACGUUUCUCUCCGAUUCAUGGAGAAAUUUUAGGAAGUGUUGCUACCGAUAGGACAGCACGUAUAUGGAGCGUCUUUUCCGGAGCUUGUUUGUACGUUCUCGAAGAUCACGAAAGUCUUGUAACGUCAUGCGCAUUUUCCGAAGAUACAUCUUUAUUCGUUACAGGCGCAUUAGACAAGACCGUUCUAGUUUGGAGGAUACCUCAUCAAUUGGUGUCUCAAAGUAUAUUGAUCGAUAGUUUGAAACAAAAUAGAAAGAAGUUGGCCGAUUGGAGAGUCGACGAUACUUUGAAAUGGUUGAAUGAAAUAGGAUUAUCGAAAUUAAUGAAGAAAGUUCAUACGUGUAAAUUAACGGGACGACAAUUGUUGAAUAUUCCGGUCUAUGAAUUAUUAAAUAAACUCGAUCUUGAGAACGACGAGGAGACGGCCGAAAUAUUCAAGAGACAGUUGUAUUGGUUAAAAAAAGAGGACGCUAAUGCAAUGGAGAUUUCGGAUGAAACGGAAAUACCCCAUGAAUUUUUGUGUCCUAUAACACACGAGAUAAUGAAAGAACCGGUUCAAUGUUCAGAUGGAUUUACGUACGAGAGAGCAGCCAUAAACGAAUGGUUUUUGUGCGGGAAAUAUACAAGUCCGAUGACGAAUGAACCAUUACACGAUACUACUUUUACAUCAAAUAUUAAUCUGAGAAAUGCAAUAUGUACGCUUCUUCAUGGUAACGAACCAGAAUAAUAUAUUUUUAAGAUAGAUCAGUUGUGUCAUGAUCUUUGAGAAGAUAAAUUAUAAUUCUUUUAUUAGUAGUUGAAUAUAUAUAUAUAUAUAUAUAUAUAUAUAUAUAUAUAUAUAUAUGGUAUAAAGCACUUACAUAUAAGAUCUAAGAGACAAAGAUACGAUACACAUAAUGUAAAUUUUACAUCAUAUAUGCUGUGAGUGGACCAAUCGUAUUAUACGUGCACAUUUACUUGAACAUUGCACAACAAGCAAGUCUUGAAAUAUUUUCAGUUGUCGUAAAUUUAUUCUAAUUUUUAUUAAUUAUGUCGAUAUAUAUUUGUAUUUUUAUAUUGUUAUUAUGAAAUACGUUAAACGUAUUUUAUUGAAAUAUUAUUGAAAAACAAAAGAUAUGAAGAUAUAGAAAAAUCAAACAUAAUAAUUAUGAUUACAUCUUCUGUGUGGGUGUGUGCAUAUAUAUAUAUAUAUAUAUAUACACAUAUACGGAAAUUUUAUUACACAAUUAAUAAGAGCGAAAUGGUCCACAGUAUACUUCAUUAUGUAUAGUAUCAUAGAAGAAAACAUUAUCUAAAUGAUUUAGGAUUUCAUUUAUGAAAAUACAAAAAGAAUCAUUGAAGACUCAUAAAAUAUAGGAUGAUACUACUAUAGAAUAUACAUACAUAUGAGAACGUAUUAUAAACGUUGAUUAUAAUAUGAGUAUGUUAUGUAUAUUUUAUGAAACUAUGAUACACGUCACGAAUAGCAUGCAUAUAUAUAUAUAUAUAUAUAUAUAUAUAUAUAUAUAUAUAUAUAGGUAUAUAUAUAUAUAGUGACCUGAUGUACAGGAAUAGUACAAUUUCGCACUAAUAUUAUCGACAAUCUUCGUGGAUUAAAAAGAAAAAGAAAAAUUAUACCAACGUAUAUGCACUUAUAUGUUGUAUUAUCUCUGAGAGCGUAUAUAUUAUACAUAUCGAAUCGAUGAGAAUUUUGUAGCAGUUGUAAACACAAAUGAAACUACAUGAUGAUGAUAAUGACGAUGAUGAUGAUGUUAUUCGUUAAAUUUUAGACUUCUUAAAGUGAAAAUCUAUCGAAAACAAAGUUUUGGUAGAAAUUUCACUAAAAUCUUCACACAUAAACGAUUUUUAUAUAACGUAUAUAAUUAACGUCACGUUUUUGAUAUUUAUGCAAUCUCUGAACGAUAUGCAUACUCAUAUCUAAUAUAGAGCCAUGUAUUAUUAUAUAAACUUAUUAAUGACUUUCUAGUUUUCAUAUAUUUUGUUUCUUAUUUAAAUGUUAAAGAUGAUAGUAGUUACGUAUUUGACUUGUACAUACAUACAUACACUACAUACAUACACAUAUACAUACAUACACACAUACAUACGCUAUAUACAUACAUUAUAUACUUACACACAUAUUUAAAAUGAUUCAAUUAAACAUAUUUGAAAAUUAAAAAAUAUAUAUAUAUAAAUUUGUAUGUAUAUUUCUGUGAUAAAAUAUAUGAAUUGGUUUGGAUUGUUGUUUAAAAAAGAUAUAAUCAAAGAAUAUGUUUGCGAUAAAAUAGUAUAAAUUGUUAAUUUUAUUGAUAUACAUACAUAUACAUAUAUAAUUAUGUACAAUCGAGCUUUGUUAAUGUUACGAUAUUAUGUUAUUACUACGGCGUGCUCAUUGUACAGUUAUCACUAAUAAAUACCAAAAUUUCCACCAACAAAUUUAAUUGAUAAUAUU